CUCCACACCACAUCAGAAUAGGGUGGGUGGAGGAGAGACUGAUACUUUGACUACUGAGUAAGAAGAAGCAGCAGCGCCAGAGUGAAGAUGAGGAAAAAGGUCGGUGGCAGUGCUGUGCCAACAUCAAUGAUUGUAAUGGCAGUGAUGAUAUGCUCACUCAAGUUAAUGGGUGUUUCUGCUUCGCAACUCAGACGAAAUCUGCUUGCCAAUGGCCUUGGAGUGACUCCUCCAAUGGGGUGGAAUAGUUGGAAUCACUUCAACUGCAAAAUUGAGGAGAAAACCAUCAAAGAAACUGCUGAUGCUCUGGUAUCCACUGGUCUCUCUAAACUUGGAUAUAACUAUGUUAACAUAGAUGAUUGCUGGGCAGAAAUAGCUCGCGAUGUAAAGGGUAAUCUAGUGGCCAAGAAAUCAGCAUUUCCAUCAGGCAUUAAAGCUCUUGCGGAUUAUGUCCACAGCAAGGGUCUUAAGCUAGGAAUCUACUCAGAUGCAGGGUACUUUACUUGCAGCAAAACUAUGCCUGGUUCACUUGGUCAUGAAGAACAAGAUGCCAAUACCUUUGCUGCUUGGGGCAUCGAUUAUUUGAAAUAUGAUAACUGUUAUAAUGAUGGCUCAAACCCAACAGUUAGAUACCCUGUAAUGACCCGAGCUCUAAUGAAAGCCAGCCGUCCCAUAUUCUUCUCUCUCUGCGAAUGGGGAGAUAUGCACCCUGCUUUAUGGGGUGCCAAGUUAGGAAAUAGCUGGAGAACUACAAAAGACAUUUCUGAUACAUGGGAAAGUAUGGUCUCCAGAGCAGACAUGAAUGAAUUUUAUGCUGAAUAUGCCAGGCCUGGUGGUUGGAAUGAUCCCGACAUGCUUGAAGUGGGAAAUGGAGGAAUGACAAAAGAUGAAUAUGUAGUUCAUUUUAGCAUAUGGGCAAUCUCAAAGGCUCCCCUUCUUCUUGGUUGUGAUGUCAGGAAUAUGACAAAAGAGACUCUGGAGAUCGUUGCAAAUAAAGAGGUCAUCUCUGUCAACCAAGAUCCACUUGGUGUCCAAGCUAAAAAAGUUAGACUGGAAGGAGAUCUUGAGAUCUGGGCUGGGCCACUUUCAGGGUACAGAGUAGCUUUACUCCUUAUCAACCAAGGUCCUUCGAACAAUUCCAUUACAGCUCAAUGGGAAGACGUAGGCAUCCCCCCAAAUACUGUUGUUGAAGCAAGAGACCUUUGGGAGCAUAAGACACUCAAGACGCGAUUCGUUGGAAACUUGACAGCCACCAUGAACUCUCAUGCAUGUAAAAUGUAUGUGUUGAAGCCAGUCUCAUGAGUACCAUGAAUGAAUUCAGUAGGAUAUUCUGAAUUUCAAAGCUCAAGGUGCAUGAAUGAAUUCAGUAGGAUAUUCUGAAUUUCAAAGCUCAAUAUGCAUGAGCUUCAUCACUAGGCAAUUAAAUAAUAUUCUGUCUUCUCCUCAUCUGUUUGACCAUAUGCUCGCUCGUUCCGGAACCAUCCUUUCUUUCCGGCUCAAAUAGUCACCUCGUCAAAAAUAAGGACUAAUUUUUGUGUACGUGCAUUUGCUCAUCAUUGCAGGCUACAAAUUGCAAAUCCUUUGUAGCCUGCAAUCUUUCUCUAUGAGCUUACAAAGGAGAAGACGAGCAUCAUGAUUUUAUGAAUUUUAUGUAAUUUUAUGGAUUCGGCUCCUCUAAAGUGAGGAGGGUGUGAAUUUACUUUAAUUUCAUAAAAUCUAUACUUUCGGUUUAA
Messenger RNA from Rosa chinensis, 1730 nucleotides. Its product is annotated as alpha-galactosidase 1. The transcript is spliced from 15 exons. Bases 88 to 1299 code for a protein of 403 amino acids. Gene Ontology annotation, molecular function: protein binding; hydrolase activity, hydrolyzing O-glycosyl compounds. Lineage: Eukaryota; Viridiplantae; Streptophyta; Magnoliopsida; Rosales; Rosaceae. The record is from RefSeq and is a predicted model, not a curated record. Gene Ontology annotation, biological process: carbohydrate metabolic process.